AUCGGCGUACCUCAUCUGAAAUUCUGGAGGGAGUCCCAACGGCCAUUCACAAAGGUAACGUACGUCAGAAGAAAGAAGAAACGUGGCUUCGAAUCCUUCUUUAAUAUUGGGGGUGUGAAGCUGAACAACCGGGAUCAUUGGAGGCUGCCAGCUCGGUUCCAACUGCCGUUCAACGUCUUUCAUUCUGUCACUUACCCCAAAAGGGAUUCUACCUAAUCUCCAAAGGGUAAUCUCUGCAGAUCUCAAACCUCAGACCAAGAAAUGGGGACCGAACAGGGUGCGGCAGUGGAGAUAUCGGAGCCCUUGCUGCUGGAUUCUGGGAAGGUCAGAGAGGUUGAGUUGGAGGAGAGGAUUCCAGAAUGGAGAGAUCAGAUCACACUCAGGGGGUUGGUGGUGAGCGCCGUGAUGGGCUCCCUCUUCUGCAUCAUCACCCACAAACUCAAUCUCACCGUUGGGAUCAUCCCUUCUUUGAAUGUAGCUGCUGGCUUGCUAGGCUUCUUCUUUGUUAAGUCAUGGACUGGCUUCUUGUCUACAUUAGGGUUUUCGGUCCGGCCCUUCACUAGACAGGAGAACACUGUCAUCCAGACCUGCGUCGUUGCUUGUUAUGGCCUCGCUUUUAGCGGGGGAUUUGGUUCAUAUUUAUUGGCAAUGGAUGAGAGAACAUACCAACUUAUUGGUGUGGAUUACCCUGGUAACCGAGCAGAAGAUGUUUUGAACCCAGGGCUGGGUUGGAUGAUUGGAUUCUUGUUUGUUGUCAGUUUCCUUGGGCUUUUUAGUCUUGUUCCUCUUCGUAAGGUUAUGGUCAUGGAUUAUGAGCUUACAUACCCUAGUGGGACAGCUACAGCAAUGUUGAUAAAUAGCUUCCACACAAACACAGGGGCUGAGCUUGCAGGGAAGCAAGUCAGCUGUCUUGGAAAAUAUUUAGGCAUAAGUUUAAGUUGGAGCUGCUUUAAGUGGUUCUUUAGUGGUAUUGGGGAUUCAUGUGGAUUUGAUAAUUUUCCCAGCCUUGGCUUGACAUUAUACAAGAGCACGUUUUAUUUUGAUUUUAGUCCAACUUAUGUUGGAUGUGGUCUUAUUUGCCCUCAUAUAGUCAACUGUUCAGUUCUUCUUGGGGCGAUUAUAUCAUGGGGUUUUCUUUGGCCCUUCAUUUCUCAACAUGCUGGGGACUGGUAUCCAGCUGACCUUGGCAGCAAUGACUUUAAAGGUCUUUAUGGAUAUAAGGUUUUCAUAGCCAUUUCCCUUAUCCUUGGAGAUGGUCUUUAUAAUCUGAUCAAGAUAAUAUCAAUCACUGUUAAGGAAAUGUGGAACAGCAGCACCAAACAGAAUAACCUUCCUAUCAUUAAAGAGGUUCUAGACAGUGAGAGUUCCAAGCUACUAAUGCAGCGAAAAAAACAAGAUGAAAUAUUUCUAAAAGACCGAAUACCCUCCUGGGUUGCAGCUUCUGGAUAUGUGGGCCUGGCUGCAAUAUCCACAGCAACGAUACCAGUUCUUUUUCCGGCCCUCAAGUGGUAUCUGGUUCUCAGCUCAUACGUUAUUGCCCCUGUUCUUGCCUUCUGUAAUUCCUAUGGCACAGGACUUACUGACUGGAGCUUGGCUUCAACCUAUGGAAAGAUUGGUCUUUUCAUUAUUGCUUCAGUAGUUGGAGGCAAUGGUGGUGUUGUAGCUGGUUUAGUGGCUUGUGGGGUUAUGAUGUCCAUCGUCUCCACUGCAGCUGAUCUCAUGCAAGAUUUCAAGACAGGUUACCUUACUCUAUCAUCAGCUAAGUCUAUGUUUGUGAGCCAAUUGAUAGGAACUGCCAUGGGCUGUGUGAUUGCUCCUCUCACAUUCUGGUUAUUCUGGACCGCUUUUGAUAUCGGAUCCCCAGAUGGUCCCUAUAAGGCACCAUAUGCUGUUAUUUUCAGAGAAAUGGCCAUUCUAGGAGUUGAAGGCUUCUCCGAGCUGCCCAAACAUUGCCUGGCCAUAUGCUGUGGGUUCUUUGUGGCAGCUCUGGUUAUAAACCUUCUCAGGGACGUGACUCCUGCAAAGGUCUCACAAUUUAUUCCUAUUCCAAUGGCAAUGGCAGUGCCAUUUUAUAUUGGAGCUUAUUUUGCCAUUGACAUGUUUGUCGGAACAGUGAUUUUGUUUGUAUGGGAACGAAUGAACCCCAAGGGCGCAGAGGAUUUUGCAGGGGCAGUUGCCUCAGGCCUAAUAUGUGGAGAUGGGAUUUGGACAAUACCAUCAGCCAUUCUCUCCAUUUUCAGGAUCAAUCCACCCAUCUGCAUGUACUUUGGCCCUUCUUUGAGGCGCUGAGCUGGGUAACCCAUGUCCAGCAGCCUAAUGAUUUGGACUCUUGAAUUGGAACAGUUGUUGGAUUCUGUAAAUAUUGUAUUUAUGUGUCAAUGUAUGGUGCAAUUUGCUUCCUACUGUGGGUUAAGACUUUAAGAGACACACAAUUUGCUUCCUA
Molecule: messenger RNA, 2443 nt
Organism: Vitis riparia (riverbank grape)
Lineage: Eukaryota; Viridiplantae; Streptophyta; Magnoliopsida; Vitales; Vitaceae
Product: probable metal-nicotianamine transporter YSL6
Exons: 7
Coding region: 262-2289 (675 amino acids)
Cellular component (GO): vacuolar membrane
Molecular function (GO): oligopeptide transmembrane transporter activity
Source: RefSeq, a predicted model, not a curated record